Geodia barretti is the source of this 1855-nucleotide messenger RNA. Lineage: Eukaryota; Metazoa; Porifera; Demospongiae; Tetractinellida; Geodiidae. The record is from the annotation of a GenBank genome assembly.
AUAAUGCCUUUUAUGGAAGGAAAAGCCCGCCAGUUUCCCAGCGGAGCGAUUUUUCGGCCAAUCUACGGAGCUUACAGCUGUUCAAACGCCUUGUGACCUCCCAAAAAGAGCGCGAAAAGUUAGUCUGCCGAUCUGUAGCCUUCAGUGACCCCUUCCCUGUGUUAGGCUAAGCUUUUUGUUGGCGGAAAAGACUUCGGAGUGUGUCAGAGGCGGCUUUGUGUGUGCGACAUACCGGAUCUUCAACUUCGCGCGUGUCGGUCAGCUGAUCUGGACUCUCGGUACACCUACAACCACCCAAAAGCUACAGGACCGGUUGGAAGACCCGUGAAAAGCCUUGGACUAUAGACGACAACCGUUGGGAGAGUCACGGAGAAAUGGAUCCGCACCCUUUCUCGGGUUAUUACCCUUCCCUGCCUCCCCUUCCGCCAGCGAUGAGACCGUUCCCUUUCCCCACCACCUCCAACGCCAGCCCAAGUAGCAGAGGGAUGAUCUUUUACCCACAACCGCUGACCAUGGGCGACACCUCUCCAGGAGAGAGCGCCCUGGACUCCGACCAAUCGCCGGGGCCUUCUGGGGGGCAGUCCAAGAAGCCCAUGGACAAGAAGCUGCGGAGACAGAUAGCCAACUGCAACGAGAGGAGGCGGAUGCAGAGCAUCAACGCCGGUUUUCACACGCUCCGUGUCCUGAUGCCCCAUCUCCAGGGAGAGAAAAUGAGCAAGGCUGCAGUGCUCCAGCAUGCUGCAGAGCACAUCUUUCGACUGAACCAAGAGCGCGAGCGACUUCUCCAACAGAACACCUCCCUCCGAAUGAUGCUCUCCAAGUACUGGCCCAACAGCGACCCUGGCUCCGUGGAUCAGGAGUCCCAAGACGGCAAAGUGAACAAGGCUACCAGUCCCCUCUGUUUCGACGAUGAGCGGGCAGCCUCCAGAGAGCUGGAGCAGAUCUUUGCAACACAGAAGGAAGUGGAUCGCAUAAAGGCAGAGCUGGAAAGGGAGCGGUCGCGGAGGAUUUCGCUCGAGGCUCGGCUCAAAGAUCGCUCUCCGUCCGAAGAAGACGAGGAGGAAGAGGAGGACACGGAAUCAGACAUGGAUGAGUUCAAGCACAAAAGGCCACGGGUGGUGGACUCCGGGCCAAACUCCAGAAACAACCUUGACAUCAUUGUGAGGGCCAUCCGCCAGAUCGAGGGAGAUGCAUUCAGUCGAUCGGCGACACCCACCUGCGGAUCCCAAGAGAGAAGCACAGGCGGCACAUUCACUCCCAUCUCGACUGGAGACAACUCCCGAGUCAGUCCGGUCACUCCUGUAUGUGCUUCAUGAAUUCCUUCCCGGCAGCCCCACUUCUUCCCCGUCUCGCUCCCUACCUACCUGCGCCCCUGCUAUUAUUGCUACAGUACUUAUAACACCCCAAAUUGCCUACCACAGCGUUGAUUUCAAUUGUGCUGACAAAAAAACACACUAUACACAGUCUCUAUUCAAUCACAUCUCAUCAUUUUCACUGCCCCAUUUGACAGGCUCUUGCUACAUCCACACAUGUUUUGUACCAUUUGCAGUGUUAGUGAUCUAACAAGCUAUAUAGUCAGGUCAGAAACGAUUGCUCAUAGCAGAUGACUUUGCCGUGCUUCUAGCUAGUAGUUUUCUUGAUUUGGUCACUCAGUCUGUAUUUUACCAAGUGUAUCACAUCAUCCCAUCCCCCAACUUUCCCUGUAGAUGUAGGAGAGCUCUCAUCAGCGAUUUGUAGUGUGUAAAAACAGUGUGCAUUUACCCCUUGAUAAGGAAAUUUGCCAACAAUGUUUCCUGGUGGGGGGAACUGGGCAUUGUGAAGGCUGUAUUGUUGCGAGUGUGGAUUUACAAGCCGC